CCCUCCCCUGGCAGAGGGUGGGGGAGAAAAGGAGGCCUGGGCAGCCCAGCCCCACUGUGGGCUCAGGGCUGUGAGCACCAUGGCCUGGACUCCUCUGCUCCUCGCGCUCCUCUCUCACUGCACAGGGUCCCUCUCCCAGUUUGCUGUGAGUCAACCGCCGUCCCUGUCUGCAUCUCCGGGAGCCAGAGCCACACUCACCUGCACCCUGAGUGGUGUUUCCGAUAUUAGUGGCUACUGGAUAAACUGGUACCAGCAGAAGCCAGGGAGCCCUCCCCGGUUUCUCCUGAAUUUUAAAUCAGACUCAGAUAAGAACCAGGGCUCUGGGGUCCCCAGCCGCUUCUCUGGAUCCAAAGACACCUCGGCCAAAGCAAGACUCCUGACCAUCUCGGGGCUGCAGCAUGAGGACGAGGCUGACUAUUACUGUGCUACAUUCCAUGGCAGUGGGAGCAGCUUUCAUUGCACACAGUGUCUCAGAUGA
Molecule: messenger RNA, 478 nt
Organism: Myotis davidii
Lineage: Eukaryota; Metazoa; Chordata; Mammalia; Chiroptera; Vespertilionidae
Product: immunoglobulin omega chain
Exons: 2
Coding region: 80-478 (132 amino acids)
Biological process (GO): immune response; immunoglobulin production
Source: RefSeq, a predicted model, not a curated record